UUAUGGUAUCCGCCGGAUGGUUGCGGAGGGAGUUAUACUCGAUCCGACAGUAUUCGGUAUCAUAAUAAACGUCGGAUAAAGCAGUAUGCGGAUCGAUAAUGUGGUUUACGGAUCGAUUAAAAAAAAUGGCAUCACCAACAACGCACUCAAUACGCGUUUCAAACAAAUUUACUCGUUUCUCACCCGCAGGUCAUUGUGUUGCGGAUAUUAUUAUAAUAAAGAUGGAGAGCAAUAAAAUGAAACGCACAACCACCAGAGAGCAAUUUAAAGGUUUAAUAUCUCGUAUGAAGGAGCGUCCCGAUAUUGCAAAAAAUUUUACCAGAAGUGCUCCUAACGAGGUAGAGCAAUUUUGGGAGAGUGUGCGUGAGGAACUGAAAUCAUUAGGGCCUCCAUCGAAGAGUAUUUCAGAAUGGAAAAAGGUUUGUUGAUAAUUCAAAAGUUCAUUGAGAAUAUAAGUACUUAUUUCCGUUUUAAUUAAAGGUUUGGUCAGAUUUUAAAUCAGCAGUAAAGAAAAAGUUGGCGCACAAUAAAAGGGAGUUACAAGCAACUGGUGGAGGCGAAAAUAGGGAACUACCUUUAUCGUCGCUAGAAGAAGAUGUUGCUGCUCUAGUGGGCCUAAACGACUGUGUUGGGGGCAUUAAAAAUUCAAAAGAGUUUGGAGUGCCUCAGAGGAGAAUUAUUGAGCAUGCCACUCCACUAAAUUCAGAGCAGGUGGUUGAAGACAUUACUCCAUCUACAUCGAAGAGAGCUCGUGAGGGUACAAAUUCAUAUACUUCGAGAGACGCCAUCUGCAUAGAGUUGUUGGAAAAUGACGAUGUGGAAAAUAACCAAAACAUUCGAAAUGAACUCCGAAAAAAAAAGAGACCAGAGCAGUUUGACUUGUUAGACAAGCAAAUCGGUGUGCAGGAGAGCUUAUAUUCAAAAGUUUCGGAAGGUGUUGGGGCACAGGAACUACAUUUUAAAAAUGUAAAAAAAGAACUGAAAAAUCUGACUAGGUCGGUUGACCUUCUGGGUGAUCACCAGAAGAAAAACAAUGAAAUUCUCCAAGCUUUUCUUGAGGAGACAAUGGGCCUUAUGCAUAAUAAGUGAGCAUUUGCUCGAGUAGAGUCUGGUGAGAUCUAUCUCAAGUAGGUAAGACCGAGCUCGUGCUCAAUUUGGUAUGCAUAAAAAUGAGAUAGAGCAAAUACCUUGAACUCGAGUUAGCUGAGAUCAAACCGCUUGUUUGAUUAGUUGCAAAAGUCUAAGUGAAAAUUUACAUUUUGAUGCUAAUGAGAAUUUAUCAAUUUUCAUAGUUGGAUACUUAAAAAAAUAUAAGACUUUAUUAGAAAAAAGCCAACUCCCCGGUGUAAAAAAUAAAAAAAAAGAAAUAAUUAGAAAACUUUGUGGCGAAUAUAAAAAAAAAAACUGGUGUGGAAAUAAGCGAAAAAAAUAUAAUGAAGAAAAUUGCUAAUAUGAAGUGCCGAGUAAAGUCAAAAAGUGACAAAAAUAAAACGGGAAACAAACAAAUUUAUUUAAAAA
This is a messenger RNA of Anastrepha ludens (Mexican fruit fly), 1518 nucleotides long. RefSeq lists its product as uncharacterized. Bases 99 to 428 code for a protein of 109 amino acids. The transcript has 2 exons. NCBI's taxonomy places the organism in Eukaryota, Metazoa, Arthropoda, Insecta, Diptera, Tephritidae. The record is from RefSeq and is a predicted model, not a curated record.